UCGCCUGUAAGGAAUGUAGAAGAGUCUUUGAGAGCCACCAGUCUUUUCUCUUGUUCUCCUGGCCUCCAGGCCGCGCCAACAAUAACCUAGCAAUUUGCAGCUUCUGACCCUUCAAAACGAAUUAGGCUCCACGUGCACAGAUAGUCCCGCCCACACUCUGUUCCUCUGCGCUCUAGCUUCGCUUCCCUAGCCAGGGCUCCACCCGCCAGACUGGCCUCGCCCCUAACUUCCCCAUUCUUCUCUAAAGCAAACCCCACCGCCCCAGAUCUAGCUUUUGUCUGCGAAACUUCUGAUCCCGCGCCUCCCCCUCGGGUUUGGAUCCAUUAAACCAGGCCCCGCCCCUCGUGCUCACCUACGCAUCCACCAGACCACGCCCAACGCCCCUAGUGCCAGCGCUAGACCGGCGACCAGCAGCAGGAUCAACAGCUGUAUCUUCUCAUACACAACCCAAGCCCCUAGUCGCCCCCUGCCCCGCCCCAGCCUUUUCCUCGUCCAUCCCGACGUUCCAAGGGACAGCUUACCCCCGGGGUUCCCCUGGGCCCUCCGCAGCAGCAGCGGUAGGAGCUGCAGAACAAGGACCAUGGCUGGGAUGUGUCGGGAGAGAAGGCGAGUGAGUCAGCAGAGGAGACCGGAGGGAAACUGGAGCGGCUUCUGCUUCACCUGUCUGUGCCCACGCUGUCCUCUGGCCUGCUGUGCCCCACCCAAACCGGCAGGUUUUGAUUGGGGUGGCAUUUGGGAGCAGGUGCGUAAGCCCCACACUUAGGACUUCAAUGAACUUCACUGGAGCAGAGGAAACCAGGUCAGGCCAAGCCCAAGUGAGGCCAGGGCAAGGCUGCAAGAACCUGUAGGGGCCCUGAAGCAGCCCCUCCUUAGGAGGCAGCCCCAGCUCAUGCCUCUGCAACUAUGACAUCAAAGAAGCCCUUGGCAACAUCACAAGCCCUACUUAUUCAACCUGUGGCUGAGCAGAGCUUGGGAAGACCAAGUGGGGGUUGAACCGGAUUAAUUUGGCCCCUUCAAUUCUCAAUUUCUGCCCACAGACACCUACCAAUAUCUCCGGGGACCCAAAUUUGGCAAUCAGGUUGGGCCACAUCCCAUUGCCAUUUCCCAGCAACCGGCAGAUGCUACCACCACAGCCAGUGUACCAUCACAGGGCCCUUUGGUGAUGCUUCUUCAGAGGAUUGGACAGGCAGGGCUGCCGGUGCGGGGCAGGAGGGAUGUCUUGGCUUGAAACCAAGAACCAAAAUGGAGUUGGCCACUAGUGAACCUCACCUCUUUCCCAUCCCUACUCCCCUACCUAGUCCUGCUUAGCCCCUCUCCACCACUGCUCUUUUACUGUGUCUGCUGUGUGUAAACAGGGAAGGUGGGGCCACCAAGGGGCAGGGAAGGGAGGGACCAUUGGGAUUACAAAUUCCAAAAAGGCCACUCAAUUCCCAGAGCUGGAUCCCUGAAAACUUACUCUGUCAGCUGCUGCAUUUGCUACCAUUCUCAGGACCAUCACAAUGAAAGGCCUUCUGGUGCUCACCCUGUCUUCUCUGCUUUGCUGGGUCACAGCUGGCAUUCGCUGUCACUCCUGCUACAAGGCCUGUGUGGACAGGCAGUCCUUCCUCCUGGAACCAGGACAACAAUGCCUGACAACAAAUGUGUACCUUGCUAAGAUGUGGGUUUUCUCCAAUCUUGGUUGUGGCACACAGGAAGAGCCCUGUUGAGAGGCCAUCAACCAAAUGAGCAGAAAGCUGGGCCUGACCUACAACACCACUUGCUGUAACCAGGACAGCUGCAACAGCCCGGCCCCUCAGUCCACCCCGGGUCUGUCUCUUGUCCUCCUCACCUCCUUGGCUGGCUUUGGCCUCUGGCUGCUGCACUGAGACUUGCUUGGUGACUGUCCCUCCUUCCAGCUGCUGUAGCCUGAGCCUCUCCCUGUGUCACCAUAUCACUUGGCUUUCCACAGUGGUCUCCCCCUACCUCCCUUUUCGCGGAAAAGCGUUUCUCCAGACCCUUCAUCUGUCUUUAAUGGGACAGUUGUCUCCCCACUCUGCUUUUCCUGAGUCCUUCCCACUUCCCUAUAGACCACACCAGAUCUUCCACUGGCCUCUAGAAGGGCUAUUUGCCCUCAACCGUGCCCUACUUGGGGAGGAUUUGAGAUCUGAGCCUGAAAUGAAGCUUCUGUCCUGUCCCCAAUGAAGGCUCCUAGGAAGGACCUGAAGACCUCACCGUAUGGGGCUGAUUCCCCAAACCCUGGCUCCCACAUAUACCCCAUCCCCAUGCUCACCUCUUCCCAGGUUAAUUAAUAAAUGUUUGUGUCUGAUAAUUGGUGUGUUUAUUGUCA
Manis pentadactyla (Chinese pangolin) is the source of this 2326-nucleotide messenger RNA. RefSeq names its product lymphocyte antigen 6 family member G6C (gene LY6G6C). NCBI's taxonomy places the organism in Eukaryota, Metazoa, Chordata, Mammalia, Pholidota, Manidae. Gene Ontology annotation, cellular component: protein-containing complex; external side of plasma membrane. The record is from RefSeq and is a predicted model, not a curated record.